AUGAGGGUGGUUGCCCUGAUCAGUGGGGGCAAAGACAGCUGCUUCAACAUGAUGCAGUGCAUCGCAGCGGGGCAUGAGAUCGUAGCCCUGGCCAACAUCAGCCCCCAUAACAAGUCCGAGUUGGACAGUUACAUGUACCAGAGUGUGGGGCACGAAGCUAUCGAGUUUAUUGCAGCGGCGAUGGACUUGCCCCUGUAUCGGGAGGCCACCAGGGGGGUGAGCACCCAACAGGGCAAAAUCUACGAGCCCAGUCCGGACGACGAAGUGGAGGAUUUGUUCCGGGUGCUGGGGCAGGUGAAGGGGGACUUGGAGGUGGAGGGGGUGUCCGUGGGGGCGAUCUUGUCGGAUUACCAGCGAGUUCGGGUCGAAAAUGUAUGCGUAAGACUGGGGCUUGUGCCCUUGGCGUAUUUAUGGCAACGCGACCAAAAGGAACUACUUGACGAAAUGAUCAAAUGCGAGGUGGAUGCGGUUAUAAUCAAAGUUGCAGCUUUGGGGCUCGACCCCGGGAAACACCUGGGGCGCACUUUGAGUUCAAUGCAGCCCCAUUUACUGGCAAUGAGCGAAAAGUACGGGUUGAAUGUUUGCGGCGAAGGGGGCGAGUACGAGACACUCACACUUGACUGCCCACUGUUCAGGAGCAGAUUAGUCAUUGAUGAAUCGGACGUAGUUUUGCAUUCUUCUGACCCCAUAGCUCCCGUGGGUUACCUCCAGUUAAAAAAAAUCAGUCUUGAAACCAAACUGCCACUUCUUGAUUUACAAGAUCGCCUCAGUGGUUUACCCUUGAAAAAUAGUGACGGUUAUGUGACCGAUUACGGGGUCGAAGCGUCCGAUUUUAGCGAUGAUGAGUCGGUGAAUUCGUUAGAAAACGCCACUGUCACACUAGAGACCAUUGAACAGGAACCAAUGGGUGUGAAAAGUCGUGAUGGGUGGCUUUGUAUUGCUGGUAUUCAAGGCCGAUCUUCCGAUUUUCGCCAAGCUAUGGAGGAAGCAGCCGCCAAAUUAAAGUCUAUUCUGGGUCAACAUGACCAAACCGUCCAAGAUGUAUGUUCUUUGGUGAUGUUUAUCUCCGAUAUGUCACGAUAUGCGGAACUUAAUCAAGUCUACUGUGAGACUUUUAAUCAUGUAAAUCCCCCAAGUCGGGCCUGUGUUGAGGUGCCAUCGUGUUUUCCGGUUAUUUUAACAGCGUUGUCGUGGAAGGAGCCGCAUAAUCAAGCUGGGGAUUUCCCCCUUGAAAGACAUACAAUGCAUGUCCAGAGCCGGUCUCACUGGGCCCCUGCCAAUAUCGGGCCCUACAGUCAGGCUGUAAGAGUAGGUGAAUUGAUACACCUGGCAGGCCAAAUUGGCAUGAUCCCAGGAAGUUUAGAAAUGGUCAAAGGUGGGAUUAAAGCCCAGUGCCAACUAGCCUUAAGACAUGUGGGAAGGCUCCUUAAAGCAGUCGAUUCAAAUGUUAAUCUUAGAGACGUCGUACAGGGAAUUUGUUACGUGACUGAUGUUAGUUACGUCGAACACGCUCGUAAAUUAUGGGAGGAAAAAACAAAUAAUGCCAUAGUGGACUACGUUGUAGUGAGCCAAUUGCCAAAAAGUGCUUUAGUAGAGUGGCACGUGUGGGCACACCGUCACAACAACCAAUUUGAAUAUGAGGAGACUGGAAAGUGCUUCCAAGGUUAUUCCAUCUCGAUUUAUCGACGCUGGAAUUACGAAAACGACAUAGCGGCAGUCGUUUGUUACGUGCAUAACACGGAAGAAACCGAAUUAAGUGAAGAUAUUUUUAUAGAAACUGUAGAUUACGUUAUACAGAAACUAAAUCAGGGCCAUGAAAACGACGCAACUUCGGUCUACAAUCUGAAUAUUUUUUAUCCCCGAAUGAAAAUUCGGACUCUUAACGUGGACUAUUUGCAAAAGCUUGCCGAAAAUAUUGCGCUGGUUUACACACUGGUACCUGUGACGUACGUCAAGAGUGAACACACCUAUCUGUCGAUUUGUGGCGUCCGAAACCAGUAAUUGUUGUUUUAUUUUGACUGUUGUUGUUUUACAAAUAUACAUUUAUUUAGUA
This is a messenger RNA of Tribolium castaneum (red flour beetle), 2053 nucleotides long. RefSeq lists its product as uncharacterized. Gene Ontology annotation, molecular function: diphthine-ammonia ligase activity. The coding region runs from base 1 to 2001 and encodes 666 amino acids. Lineage: Eukaryota; Metazoa; Arthropoda; Insecta; Coleoptera; Tenebrionidae. The transcript is spliced from 7 exons. The record is from RefSeq and is a predicted model, not a curated record. Gene Ontology annotation, biological process: protein histidyl modification to diphthamide.